Molecule: messenger RNA, 1930 nt
Organism: Actinia tenebrosa (Australian red waratah sea anemone)
Lineage: Eukaryota; Metazoa; Cnidaria; Anthozoa; Actiniaria; Actiniidae
Product: 2-phosphoxylose phosphatase 1
Biological process (GO): dephosphorylation
Molecular function (GO): phosphatase activity
Source: RefSeq, a predicted model, not a curated record
AACACUUGACUAAACACUUGACUAAACGAUGCUGAAUCUCCUCAAAUUGUGCUCUCAAAACUUUUAGAACUUGAAAAACUAGUAUAUUUAUAAUGUAGCUUUUUAUAAUCUAGCACUGAUGAUUCCUAGUACAGUAGUUUGUGUUCGUAGGAUGGUUUGUAGUUACAUUAGAAUUACUAGGGCUAGAUUCGCCACACUAACCAAACAGCAGCAGCUUCUGGUUGCUAUAGCUUUUAUCUUUAUACUAUUGGUUUAUUUUGGUUAUUUUAAUCUGAGUAAGAGAAUAUAUAUCAGUGUACUUCCAGUUGAUAGAAGAUCUGUGCAAAAAUACUGCAACUUUCCAGUAAAUUCAAAUGGCGCUGAAGGAUCUAUUCCUGGUAGAGAUGGUGAUUUCCAGCUAGAGAUGGUCCAGGUAUUACUACGACAUGGAGAUAGGGCACCUUUUAGCAAAAUACAAGGAAUGGAAAUAAGAGAUUUGGAUUGUUCAAUGACACCACUUAAUGACACAGUCAAGAAGCUAUUUGAUGGUUAUCUUAAUGUCAUAGAGGACAUCAUUGUUAGAAGAAUGUCUUCCAAAGUUGUUCCUCAUAAUCUAGUAACAAGAUCAGAGAUUUGUCAAUAUGAUGGGCAACUGACAAAGAAAGGUUUCCAACAACUCUUUCAUAUUGGGCGGCACUUCAAAACAGCAUACAGUAAACUGAUUGAAAAUGGAAUCAAUAACAAUCAUGUAUAUGCAAGGUCAACAAAUACUGACAGGACACUACAAUCUGCAGCUGCAUUAUUGUAUGGAUUUCUGGGAGAAAAGUCCAUUAAAAAAGGUCACAUUGCCAUUAGUAUAUCUCAAGAUAGGUUUUUCAGGGACAAUGAUGAUGGUACAGUAUCUCCCUGUCCAGCUUAUGAAAAACUAAUGGAAAGAACAAAACAGUCUAAAGAAUAUCAAUCAGGUAGUGCUGCAAUGGAGCCUUUAAUGUUGGAAAUGUCCAAUCUAUUGAUGGCUCCUAGAGAAUCAAUUAAAAAUGUUAUUGGUCUUGCAGAUGCUUGUCUAGUCCAUAUUUGUCAUGGAUUACCUUCACCAUGUACUGUAGGAGGAUGUAUUCCACAAGCAACAGCAUUCAAACUGAUUUCAUAUGCAGAUUGGGCUUUUUCUCACAACUACAGCCAAGUGGCAGAUAUGAUAUCUCUGCCUGUGAUGUCUCAGAUUGCCUCUAGAAUGGUUGAUAAAGCUUCUUCCAAGACACCUGUUAAAUUUGCUAUAUAUGGUGGUCAUGAAAUCUCAAUCAUUCCUGCACUUAUGUCACUAGGGAUAUUUGAACAAAGGUGGAUACCUUACGCUUCCAGGCUCAUCUUUGAAUUUUGGAAAAAAACCGGUGUUAUAAAUGAAACCAAGAAAAAUCAAAGAGGUUACAUCAGAGUUCUUUAUAAUGGAGAAACUGUGACUUCAAAUCUUAAAUUUUGUAAAAAAAACCUUUUUGAAAAUGGUGAACUUUGCCCUUUGGAGGAUUUUCUUAGAUGGUUGGGAGGUGGAAGAAUCGAGGAACCUCAGAAAAGCAUACAACAGCAGAAGUCUAAAUGUAUGACUGAACAAUAGCCAGUGAUGAGUCAAGAGUCCAACUGGCAUGAGGAGGUACAUUUGACUGGCCAUUUUCCAAAACUCUAUAUAAACAUAGAAACGGCCAAUGUCUGCUCUUCAAAGUCUUGGUAUUUAUGUUGAAUAUUUAUUUAAUGUUUAUAAUACUGGUAUGAUAUUUAUUGGAAUAGGUACUUAUUUUUCUAGAGAAUUGGAAGUAAGAUUUUAUUACCAAGAAUGGAGGCAAUAAGCCAAAUGCAUCCCGAGGGAUGUAUAGGCUUAUUGCCGACGGUCAAGGUAAUUAUUUCAUUUAUCAAUUGAGAAGGUUUUCUAUCAAAAUGUUGCUCAUUAUAAAUGCAAAGU